This is a messenger RNA of Protopolystoma xenopodis, 318 nucleotides long. Lineage: Eukaryota; Metazoa; Platyhelminthes; Monogenea; Polystomatidea; Polystomatidae. The record is from the annotation of a GenBank genome assembly.
AUGUCGACUGAAAAAUAUGAGAUUUUGAUACGCGACACCAAACCCUUUGAUGGUCAAAAACCAGGUACCAGUGGACUACGCAAACCGACACGUACUUUUCUUGAGCCCAAUUAUACCGAGAACUGUGUGCAGGCUAUCCUCACAGCCGGUGCUGACGCACCAGGGCGAGCUUCGCGUGGCCUUUCAACGAAGCUUGUCUUGGGUGGAGAUGGCCGAUACUUUUCCGAUGUCGCUCUUCGGGAUAUAAUUAUCCCGAUGUGCGCUGCCAAUGGGGUGCGUAUGUUUAUUAUAGAAUUUCUAUUAUUAUCAUUAAUAUAA